Molecule: messenger RNA, 1853 nt
Organism: Linum tenue
Lineage: Eukaryota; Viridiplantae; Streptophyta; Magnoliopsida; Malpighiales; Linaceae
Source: the annotation of a GenBank genome assembly
AUGAUAAGGGGCAGACGCGAGCCAAUACAUGUGGGGGACAAAGACAAAAAAAAAUUGAGGACACACAAAGCAAUCACUUCUACUUCUACAGUCUACUAAAAAGCUCAGUUCCCUUUUCCUUCCACCAUUUCUCUCAAUCAUGAACAAUCCAGCGGCAGAGUUGCUCCAAGCUCAAACCCACAUCUACAACCACGUCUUCAGCUUCAUCAACUCAAUGGCGCUCAAGUCGGCCGUCGAGCUCGGAAUUCCCGACGCCAUCCACACCCACGGCAACAACAGACCCAUGCCUCUCACCGAACUCGCGGCUGCCCUCGGAAUCGAACCGGAGAGGAAGACCUACCUGCACCGCCUGAUGCGCCUUCUCGUCCACUCGGGCUUCUUCUUCGCCGUCGGCGAAGAAGAACCGGCGUAUGCGUUAACGCCUUCUUCAAAGUUGCUUGUGAAGGACAACCCGAACUGCCUGUCGUCGUUUGUGAAGCUGGUGCCACGGCCCGAGUACGUGACGCCAUGCUACGUGGUGGGAGGUUGGAUUAAGGGCGGCGGAGACAAACGUGCAGCCGAGAUUUCGUUUAAGGGCAAAUGCGCAAGGAGGUGGGGGUGGGCUGAAAGACAUAUGAUAUGAUACUAAGAAUUUGGAAUUGACCUUUGGUCCAAAAUGGGAAUAAGGACAACAAAGUAUAAUUAUUACAUACUCAGAAGAAGAUGCUACGGCUGAAAAAAUCACAGUCGUAGACACGGAGACGUCGCCUUCUUGAAUCAUCGGUAGAGACGCGUCGGAGUCUCGGAGAGUUGGAAUCGUCAUCGUGCCGAUGCAGCCCACCGGUACCUGCUGUGGUCGUACAGUCGUCGCUGGAGGAGGGAUUUGAGUCAGCGUUCUUGGGACGUCGUGGGAGGCUCAUCGCUUCACCAAGGUGGAUACGAUUGCUCUAUGGCGGAUAGCCAGACCAAGGUGGUGGUGCCAACAACAACUCAUCCCGGCAAGAAGGUGGAGAUGCUACGGCGUCGUCGUCGGCAUUCGAGAGAGCAUACGGGAUGCCGUUUUGGGAGUACACGGAUCGAAACGCGGGAUUCAACGCCCUCUUCAACGACGCCAUGGCUGAGGAUUCAGGGAUGAUGAACUUGGUCGUGGGAGAUUGCUGCGGGGCGGUUUUUCGAGGAGUCGAGUCGCUCGUUGAUGUUGGCGGAGGGACGGGGACAUUCGCCCGGAUUAUAGUGGCGGCGUUCCCCGGUAUUCGGUGUAAGGUUCUGGAGCUCCCUCAGGUCAUCGGUCGCCUGGCGUCGGGGAGGAAUUCUUCUGGGAAGUUGGAGUUUGUUGAAGGGGAUAUGUUUCAGUGUGUCCCUUCAGCGGGAGCCGUGUUGCUGAGGAUGAUUUUACACGACUGGAAGGAUGAAGAGUGUGUUAAAAUCCUGAAGAAAUGCAAGGAUGCCAUUUCGAGCAAAGGGGAGGGAGGAAAGGUGAUAAUAAUCGACAUUGUGAUGGAUGAGAAGAAGGAGGUGGAUCAUGAAUUGGUUCAAACAAAGUUGAAUUUUGACAUGGUGAUGAUGUUUAUGCUUAAUGGAAAGGAGAGGACUGAAAAGGAAUGGGAGAGGCUGUUCUUAGAAGCUGGUUUCCAACGCUACAAGAUCACUCAUUUGUUUGGUUUUAGGUCACUAAUUGAGGUUUUCCCUUAGGAUGAAACCACAUUGAUGCUACUGUUUGGUAACCUAAUCUUCGAUUAAUAUUACGAAUUGUAAUAGCUGUAUCUCCAACUAUACUGAACAUCGAGAAUGAGCAAAUAUACUACCGUAAUGGAUGAACACAUAACGAACAUUGACGAUUUUGGAUAGGUAGUAUUGUCAUAGGCAAUAGUGGC